Metarhizium brunneum ARSEF 3297 is the source of this 1770-nucleotide messenger RNA. RefSeq lists its product as uncharacterized. Gene Ontology annotation, biological process: negative regulation of phosphatase activity; negative regulation of transcription by RNA polymerase II. Gene Ontology annotation, molecular function: phosphatase inhibitor activity; chromatin binding; transcription corepressor activity. NCBI's taxonomy places the organism in Eukaryota, Fungi, Ascomycota, Sordariomycetes, Hypocreales, Clavicipitaceae. The record is from RefSeq and is a predicted model, not a curated record.
AUGUCUGGCGUCAACGACAGCUUCCUCAGCGUCGAGAAGCGCCGUCUGCAGCUCGAAGAAAAUAUAGGCCAGCUGAAAAAGACCUUGCAGCAUUGGCAAACCUGGGAUGCAGAAUACGAGGCUCUGAAGGAAGAGGUUGAAGCUGUUGAAGAACCAUACACGUCGGAUGACUUACGCCACAUCCACGAUGAGUUUGAUGGUGAGCUGUUGGUCGGCAGGGAGAUUAACGAGGUUUUCGGUAUUCAGGAGUUGAAGCCUCGGAGUCAGAUUAUCAACGUGUUGCAACGGCGCAUCGACUACGUUGGUAAGAAUGUUGCGAGUCUGGAGAAGCAGUUGGAAGCAGCCGAAGACAAGUACGCUGCUAUUAAUGUGUUGAACCAGCCGGACGCUGUAGAUGAGACUGGCCAAUCCAUCACAGAAAUUAUAGAGGAGUUGGACGAUGAGGAUAAUGUUGUCUCAUAUCGACUCAACCAACCUGAGGAGGCUCUCCCCAAGGUCAAGGAGGCCCUGGAGAAGGCGGGGGUUGACAGCCUUGAAGAAAAAACGCCAGCAGCAGAAGCAAAAUCAAUAGUCUCAUCGAAAGAAAAGAGGUCCAGCCCGGCAUCAUUAGAACCGAAACCCGCAGCCUCACGUCAGCCUGCCCCCUCAGAAACACAUCCUGCGGCGUCAGUCAAGAAGACCGUGUCAUUCUCAGAGGACGUCGAGGUUUCAAACCCACCAGCUGAAAUGUCGAUGAGAGCCAAGCGCGUAGACCGGAUAAUGAGGGCUGCCAAGGAACAAGAAAGCAUCAGUCAUGGAACGCCCAUUAUCCCGGAAGAUGAGGAUCCUGAUGAUGCGGCCCUAAGAAAACAAAUGCUGCAAUAUAGCAUGGGCGAAGUCGGGGCCGUGGUAGCCGAGCUGGAGCUUGAAGACGUCGACUCAGAUGAUGAUAGUGGCUUCGACUACGGUGAUGAUGAUUUUGAUGAUGACGAGGACGAGGACGAGGACCGAUUUGGGAGGUCCACUGGACGUAUCGUGACUGACGAAUACCGUCAGCGUAUGCUCGAAUUGGAACAAAAACUAGGCAUCAAAUCCCGUUUUACCCAGCAGGCGGAGCAGAAAGCGGAGGACGAUGGGUCAAAAGACGACACGGAAGGAAUCGGCCGCAUCGUCGUCAAACGAGAGCCCGAAACAGCACCAUCGGCAUCGAAAUCCGCUCCUUCGAAGUCUAAUGUCAAGGAGAGGAAGAAUGGAGAUGGCGAAGGGAAGAAGGGUGUGAGAUUUGCACAGAAUCUUGAUAUCGCUCCAGAAGACGAAAACCCAAUGUCAAAGCCAGCGAGGGAAACGCCGGUUGUUGAACCUCUAAGUGAUGUUGUUGAGCGAACCACGUCUGCCAACAGUACUGAGACGAAGUCGACUCGAAAGCCGUCAAGGUUCAAGAAGGGUAGAGACAACGUUCCGAACAACUCACUUCCGAAGGGGCCCUUGGACGUUCCCUCUCAAUUGGUGCAGCAGCAGCCUCGAGUCGUCCCUACUGGGCCAGAGGGCUCAACCAUUGUCGACAAGUUGGUUGAGCGAGAUACAUCGGCCAAUGUCAAUAUCCCAGACGAGUUUGACAACUCCAUAACACACCAAGAAGUCGCCGAUGAGUAUCAGCGAAUGCGCAGGAAAUUCAUUCACCGUGAUGGUGGCUUCUUGAAAGAGGACGAGUCGGUCAUUCAGCCACUUGAUGAAGCUGACGGCGGAGAACCCAUGAGCCGCUUCAAGGCUGCCCGUCUCUCCAAACAAUAG